This is a messenger RNA of Acanthosepion pharaonis, 468 nucleotides long. The record is from the annotation of a GenBank genome assembly. Lineage: Eukaryota; Metazoa; Mollusca; Cephalopoda; Sepiida; Sepiidae.
AUGUUCUUUCUUUAUCCCGCCAUGUUUUUUUCCAAUUCUUUUGUGCACAAUGUCUUCUUUGCUUUUAUCCAUCCAAACUUCAAUACAACUUCAUUUCUGUUCUUCAUUUCCUUCAAUCAUCGCUUAUUUACUUUCCACCCGUGUUCGUUUAUAUUUUUAUUUCUUUAUUAUUCUCUCUUAGCGCCUUCAAUUGAUUCUAAACACUCCAUUUUCAUUACUUCUUCAUUUCUUUUUCUCCUCUUAUUUUUCUUUAUCUCUUGCUUUCAUUCUUUCUUUUAUCUUUCAUUGCUUCUUCUUCUUCACUGUCCUGCUUUCAUUCUUCUUUCUUGUUCUACGCCUUUUAAUCAUGAUAAGCUCACUCGUACUUAUGCUGUCUUUGCCUUCCCACAAAACGCUCUCCAUGCUAUACGAAUGCUCCCAGCCUUGCAGCCCAUUGACAAAUUAACGUGGAAAGAUGCAAGAAAUUAA